GUCCAAUGUAGACUCGUCUUUCUCCAUUCCUCAAAACAUUUUCUUCACGAAAGAACGCUUGCCCUAAUUUGUGCGACUGACUUUUCUCCAAAUAUACUCGAUUAGGGUUCCGAUUUUUCUCGUUCAUCAAUCGCACUGCAAUUAAUCGAUUCAGUGCACCUUUAAUCAGUGGCUGAUUGUAAGCAGGGAACACACCUGGUUUUAGGCUAUGGAUAAAGCAAAAGAUCCUGGCUUAUUUGUUAAUGAUGGAUCAUUCAUGGAGAGGUUCAAACAGCUUCAACAGGAGAAAGAGAAGAAGGUUGAACUGUUGGAGAAACCUAGGUCAGGCCCAAGUUCGUUUGUAAGUUCGAGCCCGAAGACUGUCAUUAGUAAAACAACGAUCAACUUUAGGCCAAAUGGCUCCCAGAAAACAGUACAAGCUCCUUCAAAUGGAAAAUUUGCAUUCAGCUUGAAACAAAAGUCAAAACUUGUCGCACCCCCUAUUAAGUUUGGUGAAGAUGAGGAUGAAGAUGAAGGAGAUGCUGGAAAUUCUCCAGGUCGUGAGUCAGUAAAGCGGCCAAAGUUGGCCCAGCUUGAUGCCUCUGAUCAGUCAUCCAGACUAGCUGAUGUUGCACCGCCUUCCCCAAGUGAUCCUACAGUGAGGAAUGUUGCUGACAAAUUAGCAAGUUUUGUGGCCAAGAAUGGGAGGCAGUUUGAGCAUGUAACAAGACAGAAAAAUCCUGGUGAUACCCCCUUCAAGUUUUUAUUUGAUGAAAGUUGUUCAGAUUACAAGUAUUAUGAAUAUCGACUUAAUGAAGAACAGAAGGCUUUGUCCCAAACCAGGGAUUCCCAAGUGUCACAAAGUGGCAUUACAACUCCUAAUUCAGCAGCUGGUUAUCAGAGACCCCACCAUCAGCAAUUGAAAUAUCAAACUCCUGCCUCAGCUCUAUACGAGGCCACAGAGAACAUAGGAUCUUCCCAUGCAUCAUCACAAACGACAGGAAGACAUGGUGAAUCAAGUGCCACAACUGGUUCAGACCCUAUAGCUAUGAUGGAAUAUUACAUGAAGAAGGCUGCAGAAGAAGAGAAGCUGAGGCCGCCUAAACCCUCAAAAGAUGAGAUGCCCCCGCCAGCUUCCCUCCAAGCUCCUAUGAAGAAAGGGCAUCAUAUGGGAGAUUAUAUUCCUCCUGAAGAGCUUGAGAAGUUCUUGGCUACCUGUAAUGACGUGUCUGCACAGAAAGUUGCGCAGGAGGCUGCAGAUAAAGCUAAAAUUCAGGCUGAUAAUGUCGGUCACAGACUUUUAUCUAAGAUGGGGUGGAAGGAAGGUGAGGGCCUAGGGAGCUCAAGAAGUGGAAUUGCAACCCCUAUUAUGGCAGGAGAUGUUAAAAAGGAUAACUUGGGAGUCGGCGCACACGCUCCAGGCGAGGUUACUGCUGAAGAUGACAUCUAUGAACAGUAUAAGAAGCGGAUGAUGCUCGGUUAUCGACACAGGCCAAAUCCUUUGAACAAUCCAAGAAAAGCAUAUUACUGAUGACUUUUCAAGAAGUUGCUGGAGAAUAAUCAGACUUCCUUGUAGUUGAAGCUGCUUGCUUUUUGGUACCUCUUAUUAAGAUGGCAAGUGUAGUUAUGUUCUCCAACUAUUGAAACUGAUGAAUUCAAUUCAACUUUGUGUCAAUUAAAUGGUUUUUUAUUUAUUUCCA
Sesamum indicum (sesame) is the source of this 1679-nucleotide messenger RNA. Its product is annotated as SURP and G-patch domain-containing protein 1-like protein. Gene Ontology annotation, biological process: RNA processing. Gene Ontology annotation, cellular component: nucleoplasm. Gene Ontology annotation, molecular function: RNA binding. The record is from RefSeq and is a predicted model, not a curated record. NCBI's taxonomy places the organism in Eukaryota, Viridiplantae, Streptophyta, Magnoliopsida, Lamiales, Pedaliaceae.